This is a messenger RNA of Xenopus laevis (African clawed frog), 1567 nucleotides long. RefSeq names its product transmembrane protein 60 L homeolog (gene tmem60.L). The record is from RefSeq and is marked predicted. Lineage: Eukaryota; Metazoa; Chordata; Amphibia; Anura; Pipidae.
GAAAUCAGAAGCACCAACAUUUGGCUAAUUCAGUCUUAGAGAUCAUUCUAAUCAUAUUCGGUCAGCAAUCAACAACUCUUCUUCUGGGCAUUGAUAACCCUCAAAUUCUGUUUAAAUGAGAAUGUCCCUGGCGCAGAGAGUUCUGCUCACAUGGCUCUUUACACUACUCUUCUUAAUCAUGUUGGUGUUAAAACUGGAUGAGAAGGCUCCCUGGAACUGGUUUAUCAUUUUUAUUCCUGUAUGGAUAUUUGACACUAUACUUCUGGUCAUGUUAAUUGUAAAGAUGGCUGGAAGAUGUAAAUCUGGAUAUGAUCCAAGGAAUGGAGCUCAACAUUUAAAGAAAAAGUCAUGGUAUCUGACUGCUAUGCUCCUAAAAUUGGCAUUUUGCCUUGCCCUUUGUGCCAAGCUGGAACAGUCUGCUAAUAUAUACUUAUGUUUUGUUUUUAUACCAUUGUGGAUCCUUCUGCUUGGUGCAUUAAUAGAACUUGGAUACAACGUGUUUUACGUAAGAAGGGACUAAAUAGUUCAACCGUGCACAAAGUAAUUAUAUCUUGCUGUGUUCUGUUUUUGUCUCCGUAAGAUUUUGGCAAACCAAGACAUGGGUAAUCUCCAUAAUUGUACAGCAUUACUUAAGACCAGUGUACUUUUGCUGAGGCAUGCAUGUACUUAACUUCUUAUGUGCAUUAUUUAAAAAUAUCUUCGCAAUAUUUUUGACCCAUUGUGCUUUUGUGGCUUUGAGAGCAUCAGAAGCUACAAUUCACGGGAUGCGAGUGUCUGCCGGUAGCUCAGACAACAAUUGCAAUUUUAAACAGAACAAUGUAAUUAUACUGUAAGUUUGUAAAUAUUUCAAAUAAAACCUUGAAACUUUAUUUGUAUAUUUUUCUAGAUUAACACAUUCCUUCUAAAUUGCAAAACCAACACAGAGUAUAACUAAAAUAUUAAUUUGCUUAAGAAGGCAAUGUUUACUAUAGGUAAUAAUGUACCCCAUAUUGUAAAAUAUAAGUAUAAGCCACCAAGAAGUUUCAUGAUCACAUAAAGGCUCAUGGUUGAAGGCCUGGUUUUACACAGCAAUUCCAAGCAAUGUAGUGUGGAUUAGCACACCCACCUUCUAGGUCAGCAAAGAUAUGCCUGGUGCACGUGGGUGGAGGCUCAGCAACCCCCCAAAGCAGUAGUGUAGAAAGAACCUCACGGCACACAGGUCUGCAUGAAGUUUUCAGUGAUUUAUUGAAGCGGAGUGCACUUCGCUUCAAUAAAUCACUGAAAACUUCAUGCAGACCUGUGUGCCGUGAGGUUCUUUCUACACUACUGGUUUUACACAGGUCAUGUAACUGUCUAUUAUUCUUUGGUUUUACAACAGGGGAUGCAUGAUUUUGUUUAUGAUAUGAAAGGAAUACAAGUUUCAGUGAGCUAUAUGACACAAUGACAUUUACUAAGCACAGUUUAUAAUUUAUAGAGAAUUCAUGGAUCUUGUGUAUUUUAUAGCUAUAUCCAGUUUGUAUGUAAAUGUGUAUUACAAUUCCAUUUUCAAAAAUGUAAAUAAAAAGAGAAUGGGAUGAUUUGGAAAUCA